AAGGCAAAGUAAAAAUAAUAUUUUACAUGAUACCAGACAAAAUAAGUACAAGAUAUCAACAUAAAUAAGUUGUGUAGGUAUUAUCAUAAAAGACAACCCAGGGAAUAGCUGUCUAGAGAGCUCAAAAAAGUAAAAAAUGGAAACACCGCAAAGAAUACUGUAUCCUUUAGAAUUUUUAAAGUCAGAUGUUAAAAUCCUGCUGCUUUUGUUGAACCAGCCACCUCAGCCAGAAAAUGUUUUGGAUAAACUCUGGAAGAACGCUGUCUUAAAGGUUUGUUGUGAUGGUGGUGCGAACAGACUUUAUGAUACAAAGCAUGGAGACAGAUACGUUCCAGAUUUUUUAUGUGGAGAUUUCGACUCCAUACGAGACGAAGUUAAAGAUUUCUUCGUUCAGAAAAAAUCAAAUGUUGUUGUUCUGGAAGAUCAAGAUUAUACUGAUUUCACGAAAGCUGCACGCUUUGCCGUCCAACACUGCAAGAAUAAUAACAUUGAGUAUGACGUCAUUGUGGCAUUCAAUGCAAUCGGUGGACGACUAGAUCACACGUUAUCAAAUAUCAACACGCUCUACAGUAUUCUUUCGUUGCAGAAUAAACCGUGCUACUUGUUGUCAGACUUAGACUCGGUAUGUCUUCUUAAGCCAGUUACAACGAAGAUUAUUUGUGAUGCGUCCUUAGAAGCAGGGUGGUGUGGAUUAAUACCAGUUGGAGAAACAGCAACCAACGUGACAACUUUCGGAUUAAAAUACAAUUUAGACAAUCAAGCCCUCCAGUUUGGAUCAUUAAUAAGCACAUCAAAUUCUCUCGACAAGGACGUUGAUCGUGUUACAGUUACUACGUCACACCACUUAUUGUGGAGUCUGGGCUAUGACGCCAGUAAAGUGUAACAUGAAUGAUUCGUCUACUCCAGAUUAGAUACACGUGAUUUAUAAACAAUCACGUUUUUAUCUCCCGCUGAUAUGCUUGUGGUGAGUUACAAGAAAGUAGACAACGACAAUGACAUGGCUAGAGCAAAAAGCGUAGAUGGAAGCCUUUUAAGAAAUUUAUGCCCAUUUUAUAUAUUAAAACUAUAUAUAAAAAUGAAGUCAUUCAAAAUUCUAACUUAAUCAAUUUUCUCGAAUUUUAUCCUUACUAAUGAAAAUUCUUGGAAAGGUCAAUUCGCGAAAAUCUUUGCGAAAUUACUUAAAAUGAAUUAUUUUUUCUUCCCAUUUUCUAUUCUCUUGAUUUACUCAGUAUAUUUUCUUUGUUGUAAUCUUAGACCCCGUUUACACGCAUUUUUUCACGCCGGCAUGAGUUCACUUCGGUGUCUUCAGGAAACUCUAUUGCUGUUCACACGUCAAAGCCGACAUGAAAUUUCAAGCCGGCAUGAGUUUCAUGUCGAUUUCGUGUAAACAGCCUCUUGAUAGCCCUUACACAAAGUUUUAUUUUGGGGCCGAAACGAAAAUUUCAUUUCAGGCCCUUGUCUAGUCUUUGUCAAUGUUUACAUAGUUUCGGGCAAAAUGAAAGUCAUUUCGGUGUUGAUUCCAUUUCGGUCUAAAAGACGAAACCGGAAUUUUAUUUUGCCUCCAAAAUAUUCAUGUAAACACAAUUUACACGAAUUUAAACUAUUGCGCAUGCGUACAAAGUUAUUGCGCAUGUUAACAAAGUUAUUGCGCAUGUGUACAAAGUUAUUGCGCAUGUGCCGUUCACACAACUCUGGCAUGAAAAACUCCAUGCUUGGAGAAAGAAAGACAGGCUCCAUAUGCUCCAUGUAAACAAUGGGUUUUAAAUCUGAUUUUGGGUCCAUGUAAAAGGCUACCUUAAUGCAUGGCUACUUUAACUCAAUAAUUACACCUAAAACAAAUCAAAAUUGCAAUAAGCACAUCUUUUUGCGAGCAACCUAAUUCGCCAAAAAAAGGAUAAAAACCUUAGUAUAAAAAGUUAGAAAUGUUAUGGAAUUCAAGGGUGUUUUGGAGCACCACGCGUAUGUUGAAAUAACGGGGAAAAGGGACUGAUAUAAUAAACGGCGUUAAACUUUUUACAGGUAAAUAUUAUAUAGUGUUAUCUGUUUUCAAAGUCGGAUUAACACCAUUUUAGAUUUUACAUCUGUUUCAUAAGAAUUUACUUAAUGCUUGCGUAAUAAAACAAAUCUAUUACCUUAAAAAAUAGACGCCUUAACUGGAAUCUUAAAAACUUCAACGUUUGUUAUCUUGUGCGAUUUUCAGGAAAUUUAAGCUCAUUUCUUGGGAUAGCUUUAACUUUUGACACAGAAAAACAUCGAAUUUAUAUUUCCUUCAUUCUAAUCAACUUGGACGUAAAGCGGAACUGUUCAAUUUGCAAGAAUAUUAUUCAGGCUUAAAUUAAAUUAAUCUCCCCUGAUAUAUUAAAGGCUCAAGUUACGAGGAGUUGAAUUAACGUACUAAAAGACGGCGAAAAAAAUGAAAAAUUGUUUUGUUCCGUCAUAAGAAAGGGCAUAAAUCUUAAAAAAAUCGAAUUUAAUUAAAAUUAAAAAAUGCAGGCAUAUUAUAUGCACUAAGCUGAAAAAAAUUAUAAAAUAUUUAUUGAUUUACUUGUAAGCAUUCUUUAUUCACGCUAGUCCCUGCUUUAUGUUAUUAUACUCAACUAAAUGGUCAUAGCCCCACUCGUCGUACCAACGGCACGAUCCUUGUUCGUAGUAAUCACAUGAGAUCUUUGGCUGUAAAAAUUUACGUUUUGGUAAAUCUGGUUCCAUUGGACGUUUACCCAAAGCCAUGAAGUUUUUGAAGUAAUACCUGAAUAAAGGUUAAAUAUUAGAGAUAAAGGUUUUUGUUUCUGUUAACUAAAUUUUAACGAUAACAUUAUUUUAUGUAAACAGUUACAAAAAAAAUGAAGAUUUAAAAACACCCGCAUUUGAGAAAAUUGGGGACUUUACAAGAAUUACCUCAUUAAAGUACCUACCAUCUCUGCAGGAUAUAUUUCCGUCCCUUGAUAACAGGUGCAGCUUCAUGGACAGAAGUUUUAUCACAUUUUCCUUGUUUAUUCAUGUUAGUCCACACGAUUAAGCGUCCUUUUCGUGGUGUCACACUUACGCCCAAUUUUGAAAAGACAGUCUCACCACCUUCUCUAACGUUUUGAAGAUACACCAAAGCAGUAGCAUAUCGAUCGCGCAACUCAGUGCUGUCUAAAUCACAGUCGGUAUGACGUUUGUAACCUGCAGAAGAAAAGAUUUUUGUCCUAUAAAUUUACAGUAACAAUUAUAUACUUUAAGAGAACAAAAUUGCGGGCACAAACUAGGCAAAAAAAUACGAACACAAAAAAAAUUACGGAUAUAAACUUUUGCUAGUAGGAAUAGGUGACAUAAAUUUUAUACUUGGUCAAUAAUAAAAAUCAUUUAAAAACGCACCAGGUUUAAAAGUGAUGUUUUACAUAGGUAAAAUGCCUAAUGUUAAAAUAUUAGGGAAACAAAGUUUUGCAAAAAAAGAAAGUGGAAUAUUUUAAAACAAUAAAUUUUCGCCAAAGAUACAAAAUUCGCGGGUCGUGAAAGUUUGCGCUCAUAAGUAUAUCUACUAAGUAGACAUAAUUACGUCUGUUUACUGAAUUUCGCACUCCAAAAGAACUACAAAGUAAAUAAAAUUAUAAGAAAUAGAUUUCAUAGUUGACGGAACAAAAGUGAUAUUUUCUUCGAGCAAAAUCUUUUAAUCUCUUUAAUAAUAGAGGUGUUCCGUCUUUUUGUGUGUCCGCGAAAGGCGCGUCCUGGUACGGAAACACGAAAUGCGAUAUAUAAAGGACGGGCGACCCCGUGGAAUCUGGGUAACCGACUAGUCUCUUUAAUAAUAGCCGUCGUUUGUCUGUGUUAGCCAAAGCGGCGUCCCGUAACGGAAACACGAAAUUUUUAAUAUGCGCACGAGUAUCAAAUGCGAUAUAUUUUUAUCCACUUUGUUGCGACGGGUAAAUUUAAAGGACGAGGGAACACGACGGGCGACCGCAUGGAUUUUUCCAAGGGUUAACGACUAUCUCUCUUGUGUCCCUACCUCAAGUAGGGACACACAAAAUUCGGUAUAUAAAGGACGGGUGAACCGGUAGAUUAAACAAUGGGCCACCGACUAGGCUAUAUUAUAAUACCUGUAUACUUCUGUCAUGCAAAGUGGUACGGCCAGUAGCCAGAUGCACCCAAACCGGUAUAAAAUGGACUGGCGAGCCCGUGGAUUUUUCCAAGGGCCACCAACAAGCAUUAAAGUAUUUGAAAAAACAAUAUGCACCUAUCCUUUGAGGAUACGACGUAAUUUGAAACUUCCCGCCAUGUGUUGAAGGUAAUCCAGAAACCUUUUCAAACCUCCUCUCAAAAACUGAAGUAAAUUUGCUUUCGCCAGGAUAAAAAGCAGUGCUGUAGCUAUAUUUCAGUUUAUCCUGCAAUUGUCGAGAGAAUGUGCUAUUGAUACAAGUUGUUUCUGGGGCAAAAUCUUUCGGCGUUACUGUGUACGUUACACCAGCAUCUACGAGGUAUUUUUGAAACGAUAUUAUUCCAGAAAAACAAAUUAGUGGUCCUAUCUUAUUUGAUUUCUCGAUAAAUCUUAGGUGAGCUGCAGACAAACCAUCACAUUCUUUGUCAGAUAAAAAGUUAUCUAUCUGAUAGAGCUGAACUGAGCUACCGUUUGACUUAUAUAACUCUUGCACAUUCAUGUUUAACCCAUCGAUGGAGAUGUUCCGCAUAGAUAAACCGGAACAAAAAGAAGGUGAGAAGACAUUUGAGUGGACAUCAGCGUGACCUAAAGGAAAACAUAGAAUAUAUAAUUAUCACACAGCUGCCAUUUUGUUUGUUUUUGUCGAAGUUAGUGAGAAUUGGAAUUAUUGUGUGAAUGUAAAGGCGGAUUUUAGGUAAAAUCAUAUAUAUUUUUUUUAUUUUCUUCUGUGUAAAUAAAUGUCACAAUUGAUGUGAACUACUUAUAGGCUCCAUAAAAAAUAAGUGCAAAACUUAAAAUCUACCUAAGUUGAUGUUAUUGCUGGUUAACUAUAAAAUUUAAGAAUUAGUAAAAAAUUAAAAACUUUUACCUUCAUCUACACCAAGUUAGUGUCAAACAAAAAUUACACAAUACCAGUCAUUAAUGCAUUAGCUAAAGCACCGACACAUCAUAUGUUGAUUCUAUUAAACAUUACUAGCUAGCUACCUAAAUUAUAAGUUUGAUAACAUUAAUAAAAAUACUUCCGUGUAUCAACCUCACAUAAAUAUAUUAGUUACAAAAAUGGUUAGCUACCUAUAUAUACUGUUUUUUAUGCUUUUUUUUCAGAAUUAUUCAGCCUAGUAGCUAGCAGGCUAUAGCAAAAGGUAGAUAAUGAAAAUGGUAGUAAGCAAAAUUACACCUAAUUGGGCGUAAAGCUUUGGGUAUACACAAAAGUUGGUUGGUAAGCAUUCAGCUUUACUUAUAUACCUUUGUUUUUGUCAGGGACGCUUUGCCUUUUCACUUUUGCUUUUUGGUGUUUUGGCUUGCUGCUGAUGUUUGACUUGUUUGCUGCGUCAUCCUCAUAAUAUAUGUUCCAACUAAAGUAAAAUCCAAGUAUUAAUAAACUUGAUACUAAUAAUAUGUAUUUAUUAUUUUGCAGAAUUGAUUUUUUGGAUAAAAUUUUUCUGUUUACUUCUUUCCUUUUUUGAGGAUUUGAAUCACGUUUUUUGCGCAAGCUAACUGCCAUUUUGUUUGUUUUUGCUGAAGUUAAUGUGUAUAUUUUGCGGAAUAGAUUUUUUUAUUACGGAGAAUUAAACAAAUAUCAUUUUGUGAAAUAUCGUAGUCAUUUCCCGCUUGUCUUGUUUGCCCAGGCUGGGUUGUUUUUGUUUUCGUUGAUGUUGUGUUUGUUUGUUUAUUUGCCGUUGAUGUUUUUCUUUGUUUCUUAGUUAUAUCAUGUAAAUAUUUUUUGCUUUCUGUUUAAUCCUGACUUAUUUUCCUUGUUUCGUUUUGAUUUAAAAUUAGGACAGGAGGCAUACAAACAUAUGGUAUUAUUGGGCCAAUAAUGGAAGAGUUGCUGUAUUUUAACCUUUUUUAGACUAGCUAGCUAGCUGCUAGCUAGUCUAAAGGGAUCCCCUGGAUCUAGGCAUCCUGAGGGACCCCGACAUAGACAUUUUUCCCAAACCAGGGCUAUUGAGUUUUUUUUGUCUUGUCAGCAUCUGUUUGUUUAGUUCAAGCUUGGCUGUACGGGAUCUUUUCCCGAUCGGGUGUCGGGUGAGUGUCCCUCGAUUGAGUGAACCACUUGAUCGAGUAAGUCGGAACUGGCGGCAAUUUUUCACAACCACCCCAUUUAGUGAGUCAUAACUGACGGUAAAGUUUUAGCUAGUUAAAUACAUAAACAAACCGAGGGUGCUUGGGAGAGACUUAGUUCUUGCCUAGCACCCAGCCAGCUAAAGCUUUAGAGACAGCUAACUAGCUAUGUUAAAGAUAUCAAUAUUUCUCUACUAUAUUUUGUGUCGGGUAUGAUGAAAAAUAUGCACAUUUUUCUCUAUAGCUUGCUAUACUGGCUUCUAACUAAACUAAUUCCAAGCACAUGUCUAUAAGACAAAUAAAAUGAGCUUCAGAGGCACAACAUGUGCAACCUAGACUGAUUCAGGUAAGUCUCUCCUGAUCAGGUGGUUUGCGCACUCACUCGAUCGGGUGAUUUACCCGAAUUGGGUGACAGACACCCGAUCGGGGAAUGAUCCCGUACCUUUGUUUUAUUGUAUUGUGGGCGCUGCUGUAGCUUAGUGGUUAUAGCUAUGCUAAAACUUUUUUGCACUUAUUUUGCUGCCUCAGUUAACCACAGACCCAAAAUCACUUAAAACAAGCCAAAACUAUCAAAAAAGGUUGCCAUUAAAUUACUAUAGUAAUUAAUGUGGAUGUUGACAGUCCUUGUACUUGGGAACCUCAGGUUGCCCCCCACCCCCCUACUGUUACUAAGAGUAGCCUACUUAAAUGACUUCAAACUUUCCAAGUUGCCCUGGAUCCACUUUUCUCACUUGCAAGGCCUUACCUAAAUGGCUUUGGUAAGGUGGAUAUAUUGAAUGAAAAAAACAUAUGUAUGGAAAAUACUAUUUCUAUAACAUAGCUAUAUAUAUUAUGGGUAAAUAGUUCAUAAAAUUGAAAAAAUAGAAUUUGUUAAAGCAAUGUAUAUACCUCAAGAGAAGAAAAAAACGAAUUUGUCAAGGCAUUUUAAUUUUAGAAAAUCUUCCAAAUUGGAUUUAUCGCUGAGGCAAAGUUUUUGAGACACACAUUUUGUGUAUAUAAUGCAAUAAAAUGUGAAAACCGUGAAAAGGAUAAAAAGAAACAAGUAUUUAUAUUGUGUUUGUACCGUAAAAAAUCUUCUAAAAUCCUCUAAAUAUUAAGGUGAAGGUAUACCUUUUGAGCAUGUUUUUUUUAAAUUGCAAUUUUUUCAGCGAUAGUUAAUCAAAUUUUAUUCAUUCAUAAAUCACUAAAAAGCAUUUUCAACCACCUAUUAAAUGGUAUAAAAAUAAUUAAAACUUUUUAACUCAUGAAAAGUACAGAGACAUUUUUGAAACACACCCUGCCUUCAAAAAAGUGACUUCAUUUACAAAACUACUUCUUUCCAAAUCUCAUUCGUUGUUCUAUAGAAUCGUGAUAGAUGUAUGUAAAAACGUUUUUUUAAUUAUUUUCCACAAAGUCCCCGGUUUUUGAUUUAUUUUACUUUUUCUAAAAAAGCCAUUUUUAACUUAAAGAUGUAAUAUCUAGAGAAUCGUUGAUUUUUGAAAAUAAAAAAAAUCGUUUUUAGAUAAACACGUUGGCUACAGCACAGUAGCACUCUCCCUUGUAGAUCUUCUGUAGUUUUGUAAAAGAGAUUUGAAAAGUAAUAGAUGGUAUACAGAAAAAAACACUCGAAAAAGUGUUUUAAAGAUUUUUUAAAAUAUCACACCUUUCAAGCAUACUCAUAAUGAUGGUGAUACUUUCACACUUCCGAGGCGAUGAAUAUUCAGAAGGUUGUCCUUUUAAAUUUUAUUAUUCGCAAAGACGUGACUGAGAAUAGCAUAGAAAUAGAACUUUCUAAGUCGUUUAACAUUUUUCUGUGACUUGCAGAAACAGAACAGGAUGGCAUACAUUUUUAGAAAUAAAAGUGUGUUUUUUUUCAGACAGUCAUUUCUUUUCAGAAAGGAAAUAUAAUUUAUUUUUAAAAGUUAUACUCAAGAGGAUGAUAAGUGUUAAAACAUUCAUUCUUAACUUAAUUCAAUUUAUGGUGUGAAAGACCGAUCAGAAAAAAAAAAGUUAGUUAUUUGGAUAAAGUCAAUAUUCCCCAAAAAUAAAUAAAUAGUUUUACCAUUGGGAAGAUUGUUGUUUUUUUAGUAUAAAUGGCUAAUAAAAAAAAUCAAUUUUUUGAUACAAUAAAGGUAUACCGUCACCUUAAAUAGAAGCAAUAAAUAAAUCUCUCUAAAAUAAUAAAAUAAUAAUAAUAAAUAUUUAAAGUGGCUAGCCCACAAAAUCACAAAAACCUAUAGUUAGUGGAUUGUUUCCACUAGGGGCCACUAAUAAAAUUGAAACAAAAAAAUUUCUUUAAAAAUUAAAUAUAAACGAAUAAAUUUCGUAUGAACCAAAUACGACAUUGUCACUGAAAAUUUGACAUUUUUUUAAGAAAUGCUACCCAUAUGUUUAAAUUCUUCUUAUGCUCACACCACUUCAUGUCAUAAUAAAGACCUAUAUAAUAUACAAAUUCAAUAGGAAAAUUUUUUUUUUUCACUUUCUAAACCUUUUGUGAUUACAUGGACUAACUGCUAUUUAUUUGUUUCAGGUUGAUUAACAAUGCAACCAAAAAUAAUGAUAA
This is a messenger RNA of Hydractinia symbiolongicarpus, 8741 nucleotides long. Its product is annotated as thiamin pyrophosphokinase 1-like. Gene Ontology annotation, biological process: thiamine metabolic process; thiamine diphosphate biosynthetic process. The record is from RefSeq and is a predicted model, not a curated record. Bases 137 to 883 code for a protein of 248 amino acids. Gene Ontology annotation, molecular function: thiamine diphosphokinase activity; ATP binding; thiamine binding. The transcript is spliced from 9 exons. Lineage: Eukaryota; Metazoa; Cnidaria; Hydrozoa; Anthoathecata; Hydractiniidae.